Seminavis robusta is the source of this 1727-nucleotide messenger RNA. Lineage: Eukaryota; Bacillariophyta; Bacillariophyceae; Naviculales; Naviculaceae. The record is from the annotation of a GenBank genome assembly.
GAUGUGUUGGUGGAGAUCUGCGCUGCCGCAUGCCGUAUCUGCAUAAUCCAAUCCAGUCCAUGCAACGAAUGGAAGAGAAUUUGCUACUGUAUUCCGAGUGCCGAUAGCUACCGGUACUCGUCUUUGUGUUUGACGACAUCAUGUCGCUCUUGGAGGCAAUUAAAGUGAAGAAACAGAAGGCUGGAGAGCAACGGCGACGAUCGACAAGGGCAGUAGCUUCUCUCAUUAUUAUUCCGUUGGUCUGCUGUUCUCUGCAGAUGAAACAAAUUCAGUUCUAUAAGGAUGUUUUGGCAGCGAAUCUUCAGAGGAUUGUUCAAGAAAACACCAAUGAAGGCAAUCGUGAGCAUGAUCAUCAUAACAGCACCAACACGAGUUGGAGUGAAGAAACCCGGCAUGCAAGACCCAACCACACCUAUCCUUUUACAAUUGCCGCCUGUCUGCUUGCCCGUGAUGACAAUCUGCUGUUGCCAGAAUGGAUUGCAUUUCACUACACAGUAUUGCCACUGAGACAUUUGAUUAUUGCCGCUGAUCCGUUCAGUAUUACAUCUCCUGAGCCCAUCCUGGGCGCGUUUCGAGAAGAGCUGCCAGAUCUGACCAUUGAAUUGUGGACCGGAAACUCCUACUGGCACGAUGGACAAUGGUCCAGAGAGAGAUUUGAAAACUUUGAUCCACACAAUCAUACCUGGAAGCAAGCAUACACUAUGUAUCUACAACGUCAGCGUGCCUUUUACACAACCUGUCUGCGCCAACUCAAACAACAAGGGAAUUUUAGCUGGACUGUCAUCAUUGACACAGAUGAAUUCUUUACCUACAAUGCAUUGCUGCCGAGUGAGCAAUCUCAAUCCAGUCCAUUGCGGAUGUCCCUGCCCAGCAGCAUUGGAAGGCAGAAUGAGACAAUUGCACAUUGGCUUGCCCGUGAUAAGACAGUACACAAAAACACCACAAUUUGUUACGUCUAUCCAAGAGUGUUCUUCUCGGCAAAGGAUCAAUUGUCGACAAAAGAGCAAGCAGAUAUCAAUACCACUGUGCCAUCAUCGUUUUUUCCUGUCAAAACCUUCCACACACUCCGCUAUCGCUCCCAUCAGCCAGUGGGGCGGAGGCAGCCUGGCAAAUCUUUGGUCAAUGUUCACAACUACAAUGGACGAGACAAAGUCACCAAUCCGCAUCGGCCGCUUGGUGACACCUGCGACAAUUCCUGGUCACAAAAAAUAGAAUUAGAAAAGAUCCCAUUUCGAGUGCACCACUACAGUGGCUCCUUGGAUACAUUCGUGGCUGGUCCCAGGCGGUCAGCACAACAAUGGGCUGACAGGAACGACUUCCCCAUUGCAGGAAAAGAUCAUUCACUUGCAGGGUGGUUUCACAACUUUGUGCAACUUGUGGGUGAAAAGACAGCAUACAAACUUACUGUGGAGACAAGGCAGGAUGCAUACUUGCAGUGGAAGGACAUCAAGUACAGAGUAGAACAAAAGAACGAGACCAUUCCAUUGGCCUUUGAAUAUGACCAGCCAGGUGGUGCCGAGAAGGGGCGCAACAAGAGACAGUAACCACUAGAGACCGGUAACCACGAUCCACAGGAUCCUCGCCGGUCCAGUACCGGCAAGGAUAUAACCCCAGGCUUUGCAACCUUGAGCUAGCAGACUUUGAAUGGAACGGGGGUUUAGGGUAGGUAGAUUAUCUACGGGAAGCCUGCUGUGUAGCCAGAGCUAGUAGUCUUUCGUCUUUGAAUC